Paramuricea clavata is the source of this 903-nucleotide messenger RNA. NCBI's taxonomy places the organism in Eukaryota, Metazoa, Cnidaria, Anthozoa, Malacalcyonacea, Plexauridae. The record is from the annotation of a GenBank genome assembly.
AUGCCUUUGCCGACAUUACUAGAUGCAGAAAAUAAAGAGCUAUUUAUGAGAGUUUUAAAUUUCUCGUAUCCUUUAACGAUUGAAAAUGUUCAAAAUGAGCAAUGUGGUGUACAACUUUUUAUGCGUUUUCCCACGACGUCUGAUUCGGGUAUCGAGAUUAAUUUUAAGACUGACAUGAUGUAUUUACCCCCGGGUUCCUACACGUUACAGAAACUUCUUGAUACCUUGAACACAUUUGUCGCCGAAUAUGAUGUGAAUUUUACAAUUUUAAAUAAUGCGCGUGUCGGUGUAACGUACAAUAUCGAACGUGAAUAUUGGCAUUCUGACGUAACUGUAAAAAGAAUUUCAACAAAACCACCCCAUCAAAUAUUCAACGUUUUUUCCCAAAAUACCGACGAGGGGGACGAAUUUCAAAUGGUCUUUACUGAAUCAUUGGAAUAUAUGCUAGGUUUGCGAGAAAUAAAGGUUCAUCCGGAUGUUGUUCGAACAAAAGAGGUGCGUUGGGGAACUGCGUUUUAUUUUCCACAACAUAUGCGACUACUAAAUAAAAAUUGGUACCAUUUUAUGAAUAAAACAAAUGCUGGUGGAGAAAAUAAAUUUGCUUGUUCAUUCAUGGGUAAAGCCCUCCCCGAUAUUUCCAAUGGUAUUGAUAAAAUGUUUGUAUAUUGUGAACAAUUGGAAAUGUCUGUUGUUGGCGAUACAUAUGCGCCCUUGUUAGCUAUUAUACCCUUAAACGGUAGCGAUCGGGGUAGUGGUGCAUUGUGUACAUAUACACCGCCGAGUACACGCCGUAGAUUAAUCAAAAGUAAAAUUGAUCAAUUUAAAGUUACAAUCUACGAUACAACGCAUACGCUAAUACCCUUUAGCAGCGGGACUGUGAAUAUCGAGUGUGUUGUGGAAUAA